Molecule: messenger RNA, 2390 nt
Organism: Amphiprion ocellaris (clown anemonefish)
Lineage: Eukaryota; Metazoa; Chordata; Actinopteri; Pomacentridae
Gene: jdp2a
Product: Jun dimerization protein 2a
Exons: 4
Coding region: 89-685 (198 amino acids)
Biological process (GO): regulation of transcription by RNA polymerase II
Cellular component (GO): nucleus
Molecular function (GO): DNA-binding transcription factor activity, RNA polymerase II-specific; RNA polymerase II cis-regulatory region sequence-specific DNA binding
Source: RefSeq, a predicted model, not a curated record
UUACAUCCCUGCUUACGUUUGGCUGGCAUAGCCUAAUUUCCGCAUUCCCAAAUCCUCCCAGAUUGGGAUCACGUUUAAAGUCGGGCUGAUGCAACGAUUUCCACUUUUUAAAAUCUACUCUCGACCCUCGGCUGAGCAGAAGAAAGGACAUUUGUUGCACCUGGGAUCAAAGUCAGCUGUGGUCACGACCGAGACUGACACGAUGCCAGGACAAAUCCCAGAUCCCUCUGUGACUGCAGGCUCCCUGCCCAGUCUGGGCCCGCUGGCUGGGAUCUCAGCCACCACGAUGACUGACAAGCUCAAAUUCGGCGACCUCCAGGAGUUUGGGACGAUGCUGUCACCUCUGCACUUCCUGGACAGUCUGGGGAAGAGGCCCCUAGUCAUCAAAACAGAGGGAGAUGAAGAGGAAGAGAGGAGGAAACGGAGGCGAGAGAAAAACAAAGUGGCUGCAGCUCGGUGUCGAAACAAAAAGAAAGAGAGAACAGAUUAUCUACAAAAGGAAUCAGAGCGACUAGAGAUGCUAAACUCCGACCUUAAAGCCCAGAUUGAGGAGCUGAAGCUGGAGCGGCAGCAGCUGAUCCUCAUGCUGAACCGCCAUCGCCCCACAUGUAUUGUCAGGACGGACAGUGUCAAAACUCCGGAGAGCGAGGUGAACCCUCUGUUGCAGCAGCUGGAGGACAAGUGAAGACACCACGACUUUCUACAGUUUACGGUUGAGAAGCAGCAGCCAACAAGCAGCACUUAGAGGCUCAGUCCGGAGGAGAGCUAGCCGAUCCCUGCUACCUUCAGACACACAGCGCGCUUCACAAAAUGUGGAUCCGGCACCCUCGGGCACUGUUCUGACAGUAAAAUCCAACUUCUUUUAUUUUCUUUUUCUUGCUUUCCCAUUUAUUUGUCAUUAUGGUUAUCACAGCUCCAGCCACCAUCACAAUGAAGUUAAAUGAAAUAAUCUCUUGAGAAAAUUGCAUUCCAUACAGUGAGUUUGUGGCUUUAACCCUCCUGUUGUCCUCAUUUACGGGCACCAGAAAAUAUUGUUUCCUUGUCUGAAAAAAAAUCCAAAAAUCCAGCAAAAAAAAAAAUUCUCCAAAUUUCUGAAAAUUUGCAAAACUUACAGGAAGAAAAUUUCAAUAAUUCCUUAAAAGUUUCCCUUAAAAGUUUUAUUUUUAAAAAAUCCCCCAAAUUUGGCAAGAAAAUUCUUGUAGAUAUUUUCAAAAAAUGAGUAAAAAUCUUCCAAAAAAAUCCUAAAAAUAUCUAAAGUGAUUACAUAUAUAUCAGUAAAACUUCUACUAUUUUCUUUAAGAACAUUCACAAAAAAAUCAACCAAAAUCCAGCGAAAUACGCUGGAUUUUGUUUGAUUUUUAUGUGAAUGUUCUUCAGAAACAUUUUUAACAUUUCUUUUUUUCCACUAAAAAAUGUUCAAAGAUUUCUCAGAAAUGUUGAAAAUGUGGACGUCAGAAGUUUCACUGUGAAAAUAUUUUUUUCCCCCACAUUUUCAAACUUUAAAAUGGGUCAAUUUAGACCCGCAGGACAAUAUGAGGGUUAAGGUGGAUUUGUGCGAUAUAUGAUCUGAACUUGAGCAACAAACUUUAAAAAGUUUUCAGGAAUUAAAAAAUGGAGCUUGAUUUGGAGAAGAAUUGUUCAAUUUCAGCAAUUUGUUGUAUGUUUUACAUUUGCUUGGCAAUGUUUUUAUUUUUAAAUCAGUGCUAAAACUGAGCUACAUUUGAUCAAUUAACUGAAUCGAUGUUUAAUUGUGGCCAAAUUGCAUAUAGCUGUUGUUUUAACAUCAUUUCAACUAUUGUUUUCAUGUGAACCCCCCAGAAGAGCAACAGCUACAUGUGAUCAGGCUAGAAAUAGACGUCUUGUUUCAGCAUGUCAGUGUCCAUGCUCCUAAAAUGACUUGGAUUGUCUUACUUUUUGUAAAGUGCAUUUGCAGAAUUGUAUCAGUUUUACCUGUAACCCUUUAAAUUUAGAGGGAUAUAGGUCUAGUAAAACAUGAAAUGGAGAGCAUUAACCUUCAAAUUUUAGAAAAAAAAAAUAUUUCCAAUUUGUUUUAUAGUGUUGUUAAACCGGCACACAAAGAAUCCUUUUUACUGCAUAAUUGUUUUUCUGGUCAUUUUGGUUCUUUCAUACAUUUGAUGGCACAACAGUUCAACGUUGUUUUUUUGUUUGUUUGUUUGUUUAUUCCACUGUUUUGGCGCAGGCGUCAUGUAUGCACAUAUAUAUAUAUGAAGUGUUUACAUUGUACUUUAUUUUCUGUUACCUUAUUGUUACUACAAAUUCUGGGUUUUUUUUAUACUUUUGAAUAUGAUGUUAUAUAAGCAUAUAAGCUAUCACAAAAUCCCAUUUUGUAUUCCCUUAAGAAAUAAAUGUUUAGUUUCUUUUUUACUGGA